AUGGAUGCUAAAAACUUUUAUCAGAAACAAAGUUCUGGAUGGGAACCUUGGGGAGUUAAUAUGUUGAAAGAUAAUAGUGUGGAACAAUUUCUAGAAAAGUUGUUGAUGGAUGGGAUAGAAGAAAAUGUUGUAAACAUGGAAAGAUCAGAAGAAGAUUUUAGCAAAAAUGAGGAUUUGGUUGUUAAUAUUCCUUUGUUUUCUGAAGUUAGAGAAGAAUCAGCUGUGGAGGAGGAAGCUAACAUUAGUGAAAAAUGUGAUGAGGAUUUUAGUAAAAAUGAGGAAUUAGUUGUUCAUAUUCCUAUGUUUUCUGAGGUUAGAGAAGAACCAAUUGUGGAGGAGGAUUCUAACAUAAGUGAUGAAUCCAAAGGCAAAGCUAUCAUAAUUAAUGAAGAUUUUACUUCUGACAAGGGGUUAUCAUUUCCAAAUAACACUGAGGAAGAAAUGGUUAAAGAAGAUGACAUUCUUAUGAUUCAACCUUUGAAGUCUCUGCCACCUGAAGACCCAAUUUGUAAUAAGAAGGUUUCUUUUGUUAGAAGAUGUGCCAGAUUUGCUGCUCUUGAGCCAAUGUCUGCUUUGGAUAGAGCUACUUCCAGAAUGGAACAGAUUGACAACAACCUUACUCCUGGAAUUGGCACUGGAGGGUCAGGUGAAUCUUCUUCUUCUUCUUCAAUGGGUUCUUCUUUUGUUCCAAUUCUGUUUGAAAAUUGUUCUAACCAUCAAUUACAGAAAUAUGCAUCUAAAUGUGCUAUUUUUCUUGAGCCUCAGGAGAAUUUUGAUCCUAUUAAAAAAGCCCUUGGAUUGUGGUUGGAGAUUUUAAUGUUACUUCCAAUUCUUUUGAAAGAAAAGGACACAGUGAAAGAUGAUAUUAUGAAAUUGUUUGAGGAAUUUUAUGAAGGUACUCUAGAAAUCAAUAGACUGAAUUAUGCUCAUAUUGUCCUUAUUCCUAAAAAGGAGGAUUCUUCUGUAAUUAAUGAUUACAGACCCGUCAGUCUUCUUAAUGUGAUAUAUAAAGUGAUUACUAAAGUCCUCACUAACAGGUUGAAUACUAAGCUUGAUUUGCUUAUUGAUCCUUUACAAUCUGGCUUUAUUAAAAAUAGAUACUUGCUUGAUGGGGUAGCUGCAGCUCAAGAGAUUAUCAAUGAUUGUUUUCAAAAUAAGAAAAGAGGGGGGAUUUUAUUAAAACUAGACUUUGUGAAAGCUUAUGAUAUGCUGGAUUGGGAUUUUAUUUUUGAUGUUUUGAAGGCUAAAAAAUUUGGGGAUAAAUGGAUUCACUGGAUGAGAAUAUGUUUACAUGGGGGAAUGUCUGUCAUUGAUGUUAAUGGCAAAGUAGGGAAGUGGAUCAUGUCUAAGAGAGGGGUGCGUCAAGGAGAUCCUUUGUCUCCUCUUUUGUUUGUUUUGGCAGCUGAUUCUUUUACCAAAAUGUUAAAUUUAGCAGUUGAAUCCCAUUUUAUUGAAGGUUUAGGACCCAAUAAUAUGAGAGAUAAAGUUCAUUGUCUACAAUAUGCAGAUGAUACACUGAUUUUCUGCAAAAAUAAUAGAGAACAGUUGACAGUUUUGAAAUUGAUUCUCUACUGUUUUGAAUUAGCAUCUGGUUUGCAGAUUAGUUUUAACAAGAGUGUUCUUAUUGCUCUUGAGAAUGAUGAAUCAUUACAACAGGGUUUGGCUACUAUGAUGAAUUGUAAAAGUGGUAGCUUCCCUAUUACUUAUAUUGGGAUGCCUUUAAGACCUGGGAAGUUAAAAAAAGAUGACCGGUCUCCUCUGAUUAGUAAAAUUGAGAAAAGGUUAGCCUUAUGGAAAGGAAAUUCCCUAUCAAGAGGAGGUAGAUUAGUAUUAGUUAAUGAUGUUCUCUCCUCUAUACCAACUUUCUGGCUUUCUUAUUUUUUAUUUCCUGUAUGGGUUAUUGAAAAAAUUGAUAAGAUGAGAAGAAGAUUUCUAUGGAGUGGCUCUUUGGAACAUAAAGGUUGUUCAAAUUUGGUUAAAUGGGAUGAAGUUUGCAAACCGAAAAAGUGUGGUGGAUUGGGAGUUAAAAAUUUGAAGGUUAUGAACAAAGCUCUUUUAGGGAAAUGGCUAUGGAAAUGUACUCGAGUGGAGAUUGGCAAUGGAAAUUAUGCUUUAUUUUGGUUGGAUAAAUGGUUAGGUUCAUUUACUCUUGCCUCAUUAUUUCCUUCUUUAUUCUCUUUCACUACAUCUCCUUAUGCUUGUGUGAGUAGUUUGAGGAAGUUUGAAAAUGAUUCGUGGAGAUGGGAGAUUCAUUUUAAAAGGCAGUUGACAGGUUCUUUGGUGUUACAAUAUCUUAGUAUGAUGAAUCUUAUUAACUCAAAGAACUUUGUGUAUCAUGAUGAUAAAAGAGAAUGGAUAUGGGAGACAAAAAAGAUGUUUACAGUUAAAUCCUAUUAUAUUUUUCUUAAUGAUGGAGGAGUGAGAUAUGAUUGUAUGAAUUUAUGGGGCCUCCCUGUUCCUUUAAAGGUUAAGGUCUUAGUUUGGUUGGCUUUAAGGGAGAGUUUAAACACUAAAGAUAUGCUGAAUAGAAAGGGUAUUCAAGUAGAGAAAACAUGUUGUUUAUGUUCAGCAAAAGAUGAAGAUCAUGCACAUUUAUUUCUUAACUGUUCUAAAGGGAUCUCUGCUCGAGCUGCUCGGUUACAAGAAAGGAGGAGAAAAAAAACUACUGGGAGACUUAUCAGUGAUGACGCAGGUACUGGCGGGAUGGCUGAGUUCCAGCAACAAACUGAAGGAAGUAUAAUACAGAAAGAUAUCACGAAUGUGGAUCAGUUAGAUGACAGAGAGAUCACAAAUGUUUAUGAAGGUGGAAAGGAUGGUUUUAGGCUCUAG
This is a messenger RNA of Asparagus officinalis (garden asparagus), 2829 nucleotides long. RefSeq lists its product as uncharacterized. The record is from RefSeq and is a predicted model, not a curated record. Lineage: Eukaryota; Viridiplantae; Streptophyta; Magnoliopsida; Asparagales; Asparagaceae. The coding region runs from base 1 to 2829 and encodes 942 amino acids. The transcript is spliced from 7 exons.